UACUCCCAUGGCCCUUUACUUAGCUCUCCUCUUCUUCUUGCUAUCAAAUCUUACUCAUUUUUCAAGCCAUGGCAAGCUUCUCCCAGUGGUCAAUGAUCAAGGAGGCAAUCCUGGCCAGACGCAAACCUACAUCGUUCAUGUAGUAAACACCAAGGAAGCUGAGCUUCUCAGCGAUAUAGAUCUUGAAAGGUGGUACGAAUCCUUUCUACCUAACAACACUCUAGACUCGGGAGCACCUCGUUUGGUGUACUCGUAUCGACACGCAAUCAGCGGUUUUGCUGCGAGGCUAACUCCUACAGAAGUGAAGGCUAUGGAAGGUAAGGAAGGCUUUUUAUAUGCCCACCCUGACAAGCUCUAUCACCUUGAAACCACUUAUACCCCUGAGUUCUUGGGGUUGAGCAAGCCAUUCGGAGGAGCAUGGGAUGGCACCAUGUAUGGCGAAGGCAUCAUAAUCGGAAUUAUUGACUCUGGAAUUUUUCCGAACCAUCCUUCUUUUAGCGACAAUCUAAUGCCUCCUCCACCUACUAAAUGGAAGGGUAAGUGUUAUUACCUCAGUUGCAAUAAUAAGAUCAUCGGUGCAAGAGCAUUCCGAAACGGAACCAGUCCUUCCCCAUUAGACACAGCAGGGCAUGGGACCCACGUGGCAGGCACGGCUGCAGGCAAUUUCGUGGAUGAUGCCAACGUUCUUGGGACGGCCAAAGGUAAGGCUGCUGGAAUGGCACCUAAAGCUCACCUAGCUAUCUACAAAGUGUGCUUCGAGGAUGGCUGUUGGGGGGGUGAUACACUUAAAGCCAUAGAUCAGGCUAUCACGGAUGGAGUCGAUAUAAUCUCCAUGUCACUUGGUGGUAGAGAUAAUGACACAUUCUAUUUUGAUCCAGUCGCAAAAGGGUCACUAGCAGCAUUCAAGAAGGGAAUCUCCAAUUGUGCAUCCGCAGGCAAUAGUGGCCCUGAAAAAAAUACAUUGGCCCUUAGUGCCCCGUGGGUUUUGACAGUAGGAGCGAGCUCAACUGACAGAAGAAUAAGCGCAAUUGUAAAGCUCGAAAAUGGAAUGGAAGUACAAGGAGAAACUGCCUUUCAACCCCUAUCUUACAAUUCCUCCGAAUAUUUACCCAUUGUAUUUCCUUACAAAUAUAGUGGGGAUGUUGAUGCUUUGUUUUGUAAAGCAGCAAUCAAGUUCAACUACGCACAAUAUGGAUUCAGACCAUCUCCAGCAGUCGCUUCUUUCUCCUCUAGGGGUCCAAGCGAGAUGAACGGUGACAUCCUGAAACCAGAUGUCCUUGCACCAGGCGUGAACAUUCUAGCAGCAUGGCCAUCUGGAGUCGGACCUAAUCCUAACCCGUUCAUCCUUAAAAACUUCAACUAUGACAGCGGCACCUCCAUGGCCGCUCCUCACGUUUCUGGAAUCGUCGCUUUAAUCAAGUACAAACACAAGCAGUGGUCGCCAGCAGCGAUCCAAUCCGCCAUCAUAACCUCAGCCAAGGAGCUAGAUCUUGACGGGAACCCCAUCAAGGACGAGUGGAACAAUGAGACAGCCGGUAUCUACGCCACAGGAGCGGGCCAGGUGAAUCCAGCCGGGGCGAUGGAUCCUGGUCUCAUUUACGACCUAACUCACGACGAUUACAUCUCAUACCUCUGUGGCCUAGGGUACAACGACACUGAGGUGUACUGGACAGUUGGCUAUUUUGUUCAAUGCUCCCGACACAAAAAGACUAGCCCGCCACAACUGAAUUACCCCUCCAUCGCGGUAUCUCUCAGCUCAAACUCAAGGACCCAGACCGUGCAACGAAUAGCGACGAACGUAGGGGAUGCUAACGAGGUUUACCAGGCACGGGUCCAGGAGCCGCCCGGGGUCAGCAUGUACCUUUCUACGUACCAACUUUCGUUUUCUAGAGUCCAGCAGGACAAGGACUUCAAUGUCACCCUCGUCAUGAGGCGAUCACCAGGGAAAGGGCUAGUUUCUAGGGGGAAACUCGAGUGGGUUUCGAACAAACAUGUUGUUACAAGCCCUGUCGCUGUCAGAUUCGCCUAAAUCCGACCAAAUUUGGCGUCAUUUGUGGAUCAUAUGCACAUAUCACAGUAGUACUAUGCUAAAUAAUAAUAAAUGUAAUGAUAAAUUCCCCAUAUAUUAAUAGAAUCUUUACUUUCCUCU
Messenger RNA from Asparagus officinalis (garden asparagus), 2149 nucleotides. RefSeq names its product subtilisin-like protease SBT1.2. Gene Ontology annotation, biological process: proteolysis. Lineage: Eukaryota; Viridiplantae; Streptophyta; Magnoliopsida; Asparagales; Asparagaceae. Gene Ontology annotation, molecular function: serine-type endopeptidase activity. The record is from RefSeq and is a predicted model, not a curated record.